AUGAGUGAAGUAUGCGAGGAUAGAUCGGUCAUGGCUGUGCUCAGUGAGGGCAGUAGUACUCUCACUACUAUCAAAGGAUCGUCAUUAGUAGGUACUGGUGACAACUUUUAUGAAGGGGGUAUUUCUACCAAUGAGUUCGAUGAUAGAUUCAAGAGCACCUUUGAGGACGUUUUCUCGUCUCCUAGUCUACAGGGAGCUGCUGUCAAAGUGCUCGUUGUUAUGAUUGACACCAUCGUUUUGGACGGUCUGGCUGAGGAAGGGUCUUCCUACAAUUGCCGAGAUGGGGAGGGGAUAUGUAUGAGCGAGUAUGAUGGCGACCAUCGAGAGUUGUCGAGGACUCAGCGGUCUGCAUUGGAGUGGAUCGAGAACGCCUUGUCGAAGCAUGAUGGUGUUGCCGACUUCAUCCUAGUGGUUGGUCACUACCCUAUUUGGUCUUUGGCUGAGCAUGGUCCCACCUACCGACUGUCUCGACUGCUGAUGCCUAUAUUCACCAAAUAUCGGGUUACGGCAUACCUCUCGGGCCAUGACCAUGUCCAUCAACAUCUGUAUGAAUAG
Molecule: messenger RNA, 555 nt
Organism: Perkinsus marinus ATCC 50983
Lineage: Eukaryota; Perkinsozoa; Perkinsida; Perkinsidae
Product: tartrate-resistant acid phosphatase type, putative
Exons: 4
Coding region: 1-555 (184 amino acids)
Molecular function (GO): ferric iron binding; acid phosphatase activity; ferrous iron binding
Source: RefSeq, a predicted model, not a curated record